Molecule: messenger RNA, 2034 nt
Organism: Lottia gigantea (owl limpet)
Lineage: Eukaryota; Metazoa; Mollusca; Gastropoda; Lottiidae
Exons: 13
Coding region: 1-2034 (677 amino acids)
Biological process (GO): G protein-coupled receptor signaling pathway
Cellular component (GO): membrane
Molecular function (GO): G protein-coupled receptor activity
Source: RefSeq, a predicted model, not a curated record
AUGAAAUACCAUCUUUUAUCUGAAGCCAAGAAAGCUCUGGAAUAUGUGAACCGAGUUGAGAAUAGUAAAUGCACUGGUGGUACUGAAGAUGUUCUGAAUCUGGUUUUUAAUACCACUGUUUGGAAGGCAUAUACCGACGCGGCUAUCCGCACCGCUAACAUACUUAGUUCCUUCAUCCAAAUACACGGCGAUUUAAACCAACAGGAAGAAGACUUUUUCUAUACAUUAGUAAGAAACAAUGUACACGGGGAUACUUUGAUAAUUGGAUCGGCGAUAGCUCUAGAGCCAGGGUUGUUCAACUCAUACCCGCGCUAUUGUCCGUAUGCUUUAAAAGAGAAUGGUACGGUGAAGGCGUUUGAUAUUGCUGUGAAUUACAACUAUUUGACUACAAGUACGGAAUGGUAUAAUGUGGUUCGUAGUAAAGAUUUUACUGCUGCUACUAUUAAAACAGAUCUGAUCACUUACAAUGAAUCCUCGGCAACUUUAACGGAAGUAGAAUUCGAUCAACCAACAGCUAAAUAUAACGAUGGUCAUUGGACGUUUCCAUAUUUUGAUUGUGGGGGUGGCAACAUCUGGAUGGUGACAUAUUCUUCACCAAUAUUUUAUAUCGAUACCAACCGCUCCAUUCUAUUCCGGGGUGUGGCUACCAUUGAUAUUGAAUUAACAAAUGUAGAUAUCAACCAAUGUGAUUUAGAGGAAGGUGCCACGAAGGGCGCCUUAGAUGUUUUUAGAGGAACUCACAACUGCCAGGCUACGACUAAGUGCGUACCAUUGCUUGGUCAAGGUUUCAGAAGAGGGGCGUAUUUAUGUGAAUGUCAGCGCGGUUUUUAUUACCCUGUAGACUCGCCUGUCAGGGCAUAUUCUGGUUAUGAGAUUGAAACCUAUGUAGACAAGUAUUUCCAGCAAGUUGAAAUACCAUUCCGUUGUGUGAGAUGUGCCAGAGGUUGUGAUAGUUGUGUUGAUGCUACACCAUGUUUAUAUCCCCUCGACAUUGGUAUACGAUUAUUCGUCGUUUUGUUUACUAUUAUAAUGAUUAUUGGUUGUGGAGUUGUUUCCCUUCUUAUCUUCAAAUAUAAACACGAAAUGGUAAUGAAAACGGCUUCUCCUAUAUUUCUUCAUCUGAUGUGUUUUGGUGCCAUUCUCAUGUGUUGUCAGAUAUUCAUUGCUUAUUUGGAGCCAACAGAUAUAUUGUGUAUGAUAGAGAUAUGGCCACUUCAUCUGGGGUUUUCUGUCAUGUUUGGUGCAUUAAUCAUAAAAACAUGGAGAAUAUCUGUAAUAUUUGGUGUUGGGUCAGUAAAGCGAGUAAAUCUCCCUGAUUCAGCCUUAUUAAAGCGGUUACUUCCCCUGAUAUUUGUAUUUAUAUUACUGAUAACGAUAUGGACUGGAACCAAUCCACCUCGUGUUGAAAUACUUACACUUACCAACUCACUCAAAUUCUACUCUUGUAGUGUCACUUGGUGUAAUUACACCAUGUAUGGUAUCGAGGCGUUAUUGCUACUAUUUGGUGUAUAUUUGUGUUUUACUGUAAGGAAAGCACCCGCUCAUUUUAAUGAAAGUAAACAUAUCACAUGGGCUGUAUAUAAUGCUAUCAUAUUGGGUAGUUUUAUCAUUAUUUUAACUCAGUUCAUGUCGGAGUCUGGAGGACCAGAUAUUUUAUAUUUAUUACUACUUGCUCAACUUCAAGUUUUUAUAACCAUUACCAUUGCUUUAAUAUUCAUUCCCAAGUUUUGGGCCAUACGAAAUGGUACACGACCGGAAGUAAAUAAUGGUGCGGUAACGACCAUAACUGGAAGAGUAAAGUCGCAAAUGCCAACGACAGUUUCCAAUAUGAGGGCAGAUGUGAGAAGUAUUGCAGUUCAAACGGACGACAUAACGUUAGAAAUGCCUUUAACGCCUUCAAAUUCAUUUAAAACAUCGAAGUAUUCAUCGAAAGUGUCACCAUUAUUGGAAGUCCCAGCAAAUAAUUAUACAAAUCCAGAACACGUCAACGAGCUCGAAACUACGAAUGACAAAACUCCAGAUAAAAUUGUGUAA